CAUUCCUUUCUGAAUGUGUGGUCACCGGUAGGUGUCCCGUGCUCCAGUGGAUGUCCCCACAGCCAUGCACAGCUGGGCAGCACUAAUUGAACUUGGAGAGAGAGAGAAAGACAGAGCGGGGAGGAGAGAAAGCAGGAGAGAGAAGAGAAGAGAGAUGAAGAGAGGAGAGGGGGAGAAGGGGAGAGACAGAGAGAGAAAGGGCGAGGUCCCGGCGCCCCAGGACUUGGCUUCUGAUGCCCGCAGAGACCCACCUGCUGCGCGCGCUGCACGAGUGCUACGCAGAGAAGAACGGGACGCAGCAGCGCUUCAUCAUGAGAUGCAUCUUCGACCGUGAGGAGUUCAUGCGCUUCGACAGCGCCGAGGGCGAGUUCCGCGCGCUCACCGCCAUGGGGCGGCCGUGGGCCGAGUCCUGGAACAGCCAGAAGGACUACAUGGAGCGACGGAGGGCCGAGGUGGACACCGUGUGCAGACACAACUACGAGCUGAACCAAGGCUUCACCGUGAAGCGCCGAGUCCAGCCUGAGGUACAUGUGUCACCCUCCAAGAAGGUCACCCUGCAGCACCGUGACCUGCUGGUCUGCCAUGUGACAGAUUUCUACCCAGGCAGCAUUCAAGUCCACUGGUUCCGGAACGGCCAGGAGGAAACUGCUGGGGUCGUGUCCACCAACCUGAUCCGAAACGGAGACUGGACCUUCCAGAUUCUGGUCAUGCUGGAGAUGACCCCACAGCGGGGAGAUGUCUACACCUGCCAUGUGGAGCACCCCAGCCUGCAGAGCCCCAUUACUGUAGAGUGGAAGGUCAGGUCUGACUCUGCCCGAAACAAGAUGCUGACGGGAAUGUGUGGCCUGGUGCUGGGACUCCUCUUCUUGAUGUUGGGCAUCAUCAUGCACCUGAGGAGCAAGAGGGCUCAGCCGAGAUCUCCAGGAUCUACAUGAGCAGGUUACACCUGCCAUAGUGUCCACCAGCUCCCAGCAGUCCAGGAACUAUAAAUCCAUCAACAGAGGCCAGAGAGAUGGCUCGGCAGGUAUGCACUUGCUAAAAUUCCAGAGGGCCCCGUUCAGUUCCCAGCAUUCCAGAGGGCCCUGUUCAGUUCCCAGCUGCCUGUAACUCCAGCUCCCAAGGAUUGUAAGCGCUCUUCUGUCCUCCAUGAGCAAACACAUGCACACAUAAAUCCAAAUAGAAAUAAAUCCAUCAAAGGGCAAAUCCACUGACAAGUUCCUGGCCUCAAGACUGCUCACCUCUGAACAACACUGCAUCAGGGACCAAGCCAUCAAUCCGUGAGCCUUUGGGGGAGCAUUUCAGAUCCAUAGCCUCAAGCAUGGCCUCAGAAAACGCAGCGAGCAGACUCCCUGGCAGAAGUCUCUGCUGUCAGAUGUCUGUCUGUCUGUCUUGACAGCAAGGUGGUCAGAGGGUCAGAAGUUAUCACUUCGUUCCAAUUUAAAUCACUUAAGUUCAAGUGAAGCCAUGAAUAACGCAGUAGCUGCCACAGCGGGCAGACGGAGUUUAUAAUGCUUGUCUACGGCUCUCCGAGUGGAUUUUAUGGGAAUGGGUGCACAGAUGAUGCUAGAGAAUUGGAAAACCGAAAUCACUGCAGAACGCAGGGCAGUUGGAGAUGAAGUAUCUCUCCGUGGCUCAUUAGCUCUCAGGUUAUCAAUCCCCAAACACAACAGACCCAUUAGCAAGCUGACAAAGUCACAGAGGAAGUGAGCCCCAGGCUGUCAGAUUACCAAACACUGCCCCGUUCAGUAGACGCCACAGAAUCACUGUUGUGGUUUGACUGUGAAAUGUCCCACACGGGCUCGUGUGUUUACACACUUAGUUACCAGCUGGAGUGCUGUCUGAGACUCAGAAUCUUUAGGAGAUGGAGCCUUGCUGGAGGAAGUGCUGUGGGAUGGUCUGUAUGUCAAAUGUGUUGCUCUGAUUGGUCAAUAAAUAAAACACUGAUUGGCCAUUGGCUAGGCAGGAAGUAUAGGUGGGACAAGGAGGAGAAUAAAGUUGGGAAGUGGAAGGCUGAGUCAGAGAGACACUGCCAGCCGCCACGAUGAGAAACAGCAUGUGAAGAUGCCGGUAAGCCACGAGCCACGUGGCAAGGUAUAGAUUAAUGGAAAUGGAUUAAUUUAAGCUAUAAGAACAGUUAGCAAGAAGCCUGCCACGGCCAUACAGUUUGUAACCAAUAUAAGUCUCUGUGUUUACUUGGUCGGGUCUGAGCUGCUGUGGGACUGGCAGGUGAUAGAGAUUUGUCCUGACUAUGGGCCAGGCAGGAAAACUCUAGCUACAAGGAAGUGGAGUGCUGGAGGGCUGCUCUCGUGUUUUACAGCCGAGCCCACUUCCUGUCUGCUCUCUAGUUCCUGACUGCCAAGGCAGUGUGACCGCUGCCUCGUCCUAUUGCCCCGCCUCUUCUGCCAUGAUGAACUGAAUCCCUUGGAACUGUGAGCCAUGAUAAACCACUCCUCCCUCACAAGCUUCUUGUCAGGGUUCUGGGCACAGCAGCGAGAAAAGGAACUGAUAGAAACACUGAGGCAAAGAAUGAAUAAGAUUUAAGAACUCAGUUCCUUGCCGGGCGGUUGUGGUGGACACCUUUAAUCCCAGCACUGGGGAGGCAGAGGCAGGCGGAUCUUUGUGAGUUUGAGGCCAGCCUGGUCUACAGAGCGAGAUCCAGUAAAGGCGCAAAGCUACACAGAGAAACCUUGUCUUGAAAAACCAAAAAAAAAAAAAAGAACUCAGUUCCUGGGGCUGGAGAGAUGGUUCAGGGGAUAAAAGUACUUAACUGCUAAUGCAGAGGACUUAGUUCAAAUCCCAGCACCACAUCAGGCAAAUGACAACCACCUGUAUGUAGCAUGAAUCUUAGAAGGUCUUUUUAAUAAAAUCAAACCUGAGCCAGGUAUUGGGGCGAACACUGGAAGAUCAGAGAGACAGAACAAGCCACAGCUAACCUCACCUGGCCAACUUCUCAGCUGACCCUGUUUCCUCAGACUGGAAGCCUCUGUGUCCUCAUAUCCGAAUGGCUCUCAGCUGAACUCUGCUGCUAGAAGCCUGAAAGCUUAACCAACCAAAUGCUUAACCAGCCAAAUGCUUCCAGUUUCUGAUCCUCAUGCCUUAUAUACCUUUCUGUUCUCUACCAUCACUCCCUGUGAUUAAAGGCUCGCUUUCUGAGAUUAAAGGCGUGAGUCACCAUGCUUGGCUGUAUCCUUGAACAGAUGGAUUUCUGCCUCUGGAAUGCUAGGAUUAAGGCAUGUGCUACCACUGCCUAUCCUAAGUAUCUAGUGGCUUUUCUGUUCUCUGACCCCAGAUAAGUUUAUUAGGGUACACAAUAUUUUGGGGAACACAAUACCACCACACCUGUAACUCCAGCUCCAGGAGAUCCACCCUCUAGCUUCCACAAUCGGCUGCAUGCACUUGGUGCACAUAAACUCACAGGUGUGCGUGCACGCACAUGCACACACACACACACACACACACACACACACACACACUUUAAAAGAACACUCCUCUGUACUUCAGUGUCUCCUCGACGUCGCCUCUGAGGUCAAGGAGCUUUGCCUGACACCUAAAAUGAGAUGAACCCCAAGAUCCUUCCCCUAAGUCUGUUGCAGCACCAGUGUCUGGGGACACUUCACACUGUCAUCAAAACAUUUUAGACAAAAGGUAAUACUGAUGGAGGCAGAUGCAGAGAUCCACGGCCAGGCACCAGGCUGAGCUCCGGGAAUCCAAUCGAUGAGAGAGAGGAGGGAUUCUGCAGGCGGGGGACAUCGAGAUCAUGAUGGGAAGAUGUACAGAGAUGACCGGCCACACUAGUGGAAGCCCAUGAAUUGUAGACUGGUGACUGUGGAGCCCCCAUGGGACUGGACUAGGCCCUCUGGAUACAGAAGAUGGUUGUUUGGCUUGAACUGUUUGGGGGGCACCCAGGCAGGGGAAUCGGGAUCCAUCCCUGGUGCAUGGGCAGGCUUUUAGGAAUCCAGUGCCUGUGGUGUGACGCCCUGCGCAGCCUUGGUGCAGUGGGAA
This is a messenger RNA of Peromyscus californicus insignis, 4002 nucleotides long. RefSeq names its product HLA class II histocompatibility antigen, DP beta 1 chain-like. Gene Ontology annotation, biological process: peptide antigen assembly with MHC class II protein complex; positive regulation of T cell activation; immunoglobulin production involved in immunoglobulin-mediated immune response. Gene Ontology annotation, cellular component: MHC class II protein complex; membrane. Bases 234 to 935 code for a protein of 233 amino acids. The record is from RefSeq and is a predicted model, not a curated record. Gene Ontology annotation, molecular function: MHC class II protein complex binding. The transcript is spliced from 5 exons. NCBI's taxonomy places the organism in Eukaryota, Metazoa, Chordata, Mammalia, Rodentia, Cricetidae.